CUGAAAGGGGAUUUUUGCCGUAUCUUUGAGUCAGCCCUAGAUUCCCAGUGGGUCCCCGGAUGCGGGUUGCCACGGCAGCGAGAGGAAGCCAUGGCGGAAGACGGCUCAAAAGCAGCGACCCCCGGUCGGGGCGGUCUGGACCCCGGGGAAGGCGGAACGGAGCCCAGCAUGCUGCUACAGAAGCUGAAGACCAACAUCUCUAAGAACAUACAGGGCAAAGUGGAUUUCAUCUUGCAAGAGGUCCAGCGCUUCUCCGACAGUGACAAGUUGUAUCUGUAUCUGCAGCUGCCCCCAGGGCCUGGGACAGCUGAAAAGAGCGGCGGCGAUUCCUGCUCCUUCAACACAGCUGACCAGCUUCACGCCUGUAGCUGGAUCCGCAGUCACCUGGAGGAGCACGCCGACACCUGCCUGCCCAAGCAGGACGUCUACGAAGCCUACAGGAGAUACUGUGACAACCUUCAGUACCGCCCGCUGAGCGCCGCCAACUUCGGCAAGAUCAUCCGCGACAUCUUCCCCAACAUCAAAGCCCGCAGGCUGGGUGGGAGGGGCCAGUCCAAGUACUGCUACAGUGGAAUCCGCAGAAAGAGCGUCCUCAACAUGCCCCUGCUGCCCAACCUGGACCUGAAGAACGACCCGUCGGAGCUGACGGAGCUGGUGCAGACCUACAAGCAGGAGGUGACGGAGGCGGCCUGCGAGCUAAUCUGCGACUGGGCACAGAAGAUCCUCAAGCGCUCCUUCGACACGGUGGUGGAGAUUGCCCGCUUCCUGGUGCAGGAGCACAUCGUUAACCCCCGCUGCAGCCAGGCUGAGCUUGUCACCUCCGCUGCGCUGGCAGGAGGGCCCCCAAAGCCCCACAAGCCUGUCAAGAGGAGUACGGCCCCGCCCAAAGGGGGAGGCCCAGAUGGGGAGGGAGGCGGCGCUGAAAGCAAGAAGGACAGAGACAGAGGGGAGCAGACGUCGCCAGGGAAACCGCCGCACGGCGAGAAGCCGGCGAAGGGGGCGGACGGAGGACGGUCAGGGGGUCGUGACCUGCAGGUGGAGGCGGUGAUGAAGCGCUACCCCCAGCUGCUGCCCCGCGGAUCCAUCCCGGAGAAACCCCAGCUCUCUGUCCGCUCCUCGCCCCCUACGCUGGCGCCCAAAGACACGGGGGCGGUGAAGGUCACCCUGCCCAUCACCAUGGCAGCCCUGUCCCAGCAGCCAGGGGGCGCUCUCCCCGUCUUCAACAUGAUCCUGCCCUCCGGGGUGAGCCUGUCGUACCCCGACAGGGAGAAGGCCCCACCUGUCAGUGUGGCCCCACCCGUCAGUGUGGCUCCGCCCAUCACCGUGGCCCCGCCCGCCCCCACACCCGGGGUGCUGCAGAGAACCCGGGCGGCCCCGAAACGCACCCCGGAGCACCCGUCCGCCGACGCUGUCCUGCCUCCUGGGGGGCCGCCCCUGAAGAGGAAACGGGGACGGCCCAGGAAGCCACGCCCGGAGGAGACGGGACAGCCCCCUCCCCCUGCGGGCCACGUCCAAACCCCCGUCACCGGGGGGGUGAUUCAGAAAGCUCUGCCGUCCUCCUCUUCCUCCUCUUCCUCCGCCUCCCAGCAGGCUCCACCCCCACGCGAGGUCAUGGAGAUCGUCAUCCAGGACCAGCAAAUCCGGGUGCUGGGAGCCCUGCCCUCUGCCCUGGAGGCUCCGCCCAUCCUGGAUGUGGGGGGCGUGGCUGCCGCUGAUUCCGCCCAGGGGCAGAAGAGCGUGGUGGUGCAGUGCUACCGUCCAGGGACCAGCGGGGACGGCCGGCCCCAGCAGGACCCCCCCCAGCCCGUCCUCCUGCUCCAGGGCCCGGGGCAGGUGGCCAAGGCCGGGAGCCUGAGCUGGGAGGGGGGCAGUGCCACGGUGGAGGUCAUCAGGAGGGCCCCGGUGGCCAGGGAGGCAAAACCCGACACCGAGACCCCGCCCUCCACCCUCUCCACCUUGCUGGAGGGGAAGGAGGACGAGGUAGAGAUUAUUCUCACCCCUGUGGACUCCCUCUCUGAGCCCACGCUCCCCGAGUGCCCCCACCCCGAUGCCCAGGGGAACACCCCCUAG
This is a messenger RNA of Megalops cyprinoides (Indo-Pacific tarpon), 2070 nucleotides long. It is a transcript of the gene rfx5, whose product is annotated as regulatory factor X, 5. Gene Ontology annotation, biological process: regulation of transcription by RNA polymerase II. NCBI's taxonomy places the organism in Eukaryota, Metazoa, Chordata, Actinopteri, Elopiformes, Megalopidae. The transcript is spliced from 10 exons. The record is from RefSeq and is a predicted model, not a curated record. Gene Ontology annotation, molecular function: DNA-binding transcription factor activity, RNA polymerase II-specific; RNA polymerase II cis-regulatory region sequence-specific DNA binding. The coding region runs from base 91 to 2070 and encodes 659 amino acids.